AGCGGCGGCGGCGGCAUGAAGGUCACGUCGCUCGACGGGCGCCAGCUGCGCAAGAUGCUCCGCAAGGAGGCGGCGGCUCGCUGCGUGGUGCUCGACUGCCGGCCCUACCUGGCCUUCGUUGCCUCGAGCGUGCGCGGCUCGCUCAACGUCAACCUCAACUCGGUGGUGCUGCGGCGGGCCCGUGGCGGCGCGGUGCCGGCGCGCUACGUCCUGCCCGACGAGACGGCGCGCGCUCGGCUGCUGCAGGAGGGCGGCGGCGGCGUGGCGGCCGUGGUCGUGCUCGACCAGGGCAGCCGCCACUGGCAGAAGCUGCGCGAGGAGAGUGUCGCCCGCGUGGUGCUCACCUCGCUGCUCGCCUGCCUGCCUGCCGGCCCGCGGGUCUACUUCCUCAAAGGGGGUUAUGAGACCUUCUAUUCGGAAUAUCCGGAGUGUUGCGUGGACGUAAAACCCAUUUCACAAGAGAAGAUCGAAACAGAGAGAGCCCUCCUCAGCCAGUGUGGGAAAACAGUCCUCAGCCUCAACUACAGGCCUGCUUAUGACCAGGGUAGCCCAGUUGAAAUCCUCCCCUUUCUCUACCUUGGAAGUGCCUACCAUGCAUCCAAGUGCGAGUUCCUUGCCAACCUGCACAUCACGGCUUUGCUGAAUGUCUCACGGCGGACCUCUGACAUCUGCACGACCCACCUACACUACAAAUGGAUCCCCGUGGAAGACAGCCACACAGCUGACAUUAGCUCCCACUUCCAAGAAGCGAUAGACUUCAUUGACUGUGUCAGGGAAAAGGGAGGCAAGGUCCUGGUCCACUGUGAGGCUGGGAUCUCGCGCUCACCCACCAUCUGCAUGGCUUACCUUAUGAAGACCAAGCAGUUCCGCCUGAAGGAGGCCUUCGAUUACAUCAAGCAGAGGAGGAGUCUGAUCUCACCCAACUUUGGCUUCAUGGGUCAACUCCUGCAGUAUGAAUCUGAGAUCCUGCCUUCCAUGCCCACCCCGCAGGCUCCCUCCUGCCAAGGGGAAGCAGCAGGCUCUUCAUUUCUAGACCAUUUGCAGACACUGAGCUCUGACAUGCAGGGCUCCUACUAUACAUUUCCUACCUCGGUGCUGGCGCAAGUGCCCACCCACUCAACGGUCACAGAGCUCAGCAGGAGCCCAGUGGCCACAGCCACAUCCUGCUAAAUCCAGAAUGGGGAGCCAGCGCAGCCCCAAGAGCAACUGUGAUUCUGAUUUUUAAACUCAUGGACAUUUCAUACCUGUGCAAUACUGAAGACCUCACUCUGUCACGCUGAGCCAGUGGGAUAGUGAGGGGUCACCAGUUGCAAAUGAACUUCAUACUGACCUUGGGGAUACAUUCUUGGGACUGAAGGAAGGCCAAGCCAUUAUGUGAGCACAGCGUGUGCUGACUACUGUACUUCCAGACCCCCUGCCCUCUCAGGACUGCUCAGUCCUUGCACCUCAACGUUCGCCUUUUCAUUUCAAGCAUAAGGCAAUAAAUACCUGCAGCAACGUCAGAGAACGCAGUUGCUGGACCAGGAGAAAAGGCAGUUACAAGCCAAUUCAUUUUGAAGGAAGCACAAUUUCCACCUUAUUUUUUGAACUUUGGCAGUCUCAAUGUCUGUCUCUAUUGCUUCAGGGCAUAAGCUGAUCACCAUCUAGUCACGAAAGUAACCCCACUGGGUUUGUAGGUCCAUGGGUGUGAACCAUCCCAAUAGGAAUGUUGCUUUCCUGUUGAGGUGCGUCCCUAAGCUGACAUAAAAUAGAAGCCCUUGGGCACAGACCACCUGCCAGCCCACACGGGGAGGUAGAGCAACCUCAUUGGGUUGUGCAUCUGGUAGUUUGAACCUACAGAUGUUUUUGAGAUUCCCUUUUGGGUCCACUGGAGGCAGUUGGUUGAAGUAGCAAGACGUUGACUCUUUGGGGUUUCUUUUUCACUGUGAGUUCUUCCCUGACCUUGGACUUUGGUAUGAUUCUUAUUCAUACUUGAACCUUUCUUGUUGCAUCUCUUCUCAAAGCCCCUGUUGUGUCAUUUUAAAACUACUCUAGACUAUAGACCAAAAAUCAUCUCUUUGUGGUGGUAGCAGUGGGCACCAGGAGGACAAGUAAGCCCACUCUAUAUUAUGGUCAGUGGCAUUGAAAAUCGUCAUUUCGCCUGCUUGCUGUCCUUAUAUGUGCGCGUGUCUGUCUCUUGUGAUACUUAUUUUCAUCCCUGCCCCUAGGGGUUGUCUUCAAGCUGUUGACUUCUGGGGUUUGCAGAUUUUGCAAUGUGGUACUACUACUUUUUUGUCUAUAGGUUAUUUCUGUAGGGGAAAAGGCAAUAAUUUCCUAAAACCCUUGUGAAUGUGAAGAAAAGCAGUAUGUUACUGGUUGUUUUUUUAUAGUACAAAAUAAAAAUCAUAAAAGGAAAAAAGCACUUCUCCUUUGUCCUGAGUGAAUUGGGGUAAGGUAAGAGUACCUUGAGGUGGGGGCCCAGCCUGCCUCAGUGGGUUUUAUUUCCAAAUAAACUCUAAGGUGAUGGUGGUGGGGUGUGCAACUAUAGGCAUAAGGCUGUAUGUCAGCUUAUGAUUUAGUGAUCUUAACGAUACAGAAUGCCAUCUGCCUGCUAUGGGCUCUUCACUCCAUGACCCCAGGCAAAUAGUUCCACUUGAUCCUUGGAUUCCUUAUCUAUGAAAUGAGUGAGCUGUGUUAGAUGAUCCUGAAAGUCCCUUAUAGCUUGAGGCCCUUGAGUCCAGCAUCCUGAGAGCCAAGCUUGUGACCAGCCUCCACCCCCACGUCUGACACAAGGCAGAUAUUCAGAAAAUGUUGAGUAAAUAAACAGCCAAGGGAUGGAGAAGUAAACCAGACGAAGGUUUAGCUUAAGUGCCUGUUCCCUCCUCUUUUUACCCUUGCAACUAAUUCUUCCAGAUAAUUCCCUCAGGAGCUCUAUGUAAAUCCCUCAAUGGGUGGGUUUAAAUCCAAGGCUGAAUCAACUUGCCUUCUGAGUAAUUUCCACUGCGUUGUUGGAGGAAGGAAGGGGCAUAAUUGGCUUCUCCCCAUGCCUGGUCCUACCUCUGUUCCAGCCUAACUCUUAGGGCCUUUGUCCUAGUCAGGGGAUGUGGGAGAUUGACUGGAUUUGUUCUGCCCCAAUCAACUGGUGCCUAAUACAGGGGGGAUUCCAACCAUACCCUUCAAUCUCAGGGUCCAAAGAGGCCUCCAGCUCCUGCAAUGUGCACCAUGUCAGCAAAUAGCAAGAUGGCAACAGAAUCCAGGGUAGCCCAACUCUAAAUAUCUCACCUCAAACACUUUGCAUGAGACCUUGCUUUCCAAUCUCCUUUCUCCAAUCCACCCUGCACAGCUUCCUUGGAAAGCCCACAGAUGAGAAAGCCAUCCUGACAGGGGAGGCCAUAUUUUCUCCAGUCCACUCUCCUUGACCACAUAAUUCAAGCAAGAGUUUCCACAGGAACAAAGUGGACAGGGGUUGAAAAGUCCUGGGUUCUAGUCCUUAACCCUGAUACUGGAGGCCCCUUUCCUAUUUCACACCUCGGAGCCUCUGAUGACCCUUGGAGUGUGUCCUCGAAGGCUGCCUACUGUGUGGGCCUGUCCAGGUGCUAGAAGGGCCUCAAGCAGGGAAAGCAAGCAAGGAGUGGGAAGGGGGAUGCAGGCUGGGGUGAUGUGCUAAGCUGUGUCUCACUUGCUGACAUUUGCUUUAUUGGAUUAAAGUCUUUCUCCGAAGGGUGAGUAAGUCCUCUAAAUCAGGCAUAUGAAAAUUGCUCAUAAACUGGUGAGUCAUUGGAGGGUAAGCCAAGUGAAGGCCCACAGCUGGGGAUGCUCUGUAACUCUCCCUCCAUUUAAUAGUCUCUUCAAUUGCACCUCCAUUUUUGCCAAGACCAACUUCACACUGACCUCCAGGACCGGGUGGAAAUUCAAGCUGGCAGUGUCCACUUCCUUCAUGCUUGGACUUUAAGGGACACCUCUGUUGGUCUCCAGCAUCUUCUCAGAUAGAGGCAUGUCUGGGAGAGUAAAGAUGAUAAUUCUCCCUGAUUCUGCUUCUCUGCUGACCUCGUGCCACACUUUUGAUAUUAGCCAAAUGCCUGAGAGAGAACCAGGGUUCGAUAAGAACUAACUUAUUUUUACAUUCCAGUGGGAGUGAAAGUCAUAAAAAGUUAACAAAUAGGAGUUACUACUUAGAGGGUACAGAAUUUGUUUGGGGUGAUGAAAAAGUUUUGAAAAUAGAUAGUGGUGACAGUUGCACCACAUUUUGAAUGUAAUUAAUGCCACUGAAUUCUUAUAAAUUGGUUAAAGUGGAAAAAUUUAAUGUUAUAUACAUUUUACAGGAAAAAAAGAUAUUAAAAAAAAUAAUGAACAAUGCAAGAAUGCCUAAGGGAUGAGUCAAGGCAGGAUUCGGAAUGCUAGGGCAGUUAAUGCAUGCAAUCAGUUUCCACCCAGUUCAGAGAUCUGCCUAGCUCAGAUUCCCUUACAGGGCAGUUUCAGCUGGAAGGCACAGGAAUCCUGCCAAGUUGCCAUGUAAAAUGCUUAACUAAUACUUGCAGAUUGAGUGUCCAAUAAGAAGGGCACAAUAAAACUCAAUCCCCCUGCCUUGUCCCAUCUCCAGUGAGCACCCUAAGGUGAUAAAUUAUGGUAUCUAAAUUUUAAAUGUUGGCUUACUUGUAGUAGCAGAUCAAAUCUCCCCCAUUCAUUUAUAAAGUUUACAGAAACCAAUAUGCCACCAGGUGAGGGGCUUAAAAUAGACCCUUGAAGCGUCUGUACAUUUGUCAUUCUGGGCUUUCUCAGAAGCCAGGAGAAAAUGUGCACUUGAGAGGAGCAAACCUCCCAAAGAGUAGAGCCUCAAAUAUACCGUUAUGGUGGGAAGAUGAAAAACAAACUAUUUCCAAUUGGCAAGGAAAGAACCGUGGACUUAGAAUCGGGAAGCAUGGCUUCUGGUACCAGACCCUGGGGAAAUUCAUGCUUGGGACCUUAAAAGAGAGCUGUCCCCAAAGGCAACAUAUGUGUAUGUGAGUGUAAGGAUGGGGGUUGUGGGAUGAGUGGGGGACUGGGAACAAGUCCUCUAAUCCCCUAGAGCCUCUCAGGCUAGAAGUAACUUCGAAAAGUCGUGUAGUUCCAUUUCAUACCUCAGAAGAACCACCCCCCAAAUAGCCCAGAAUUACCUGUUUUUUAUAGAAAAGCAGGGGAGGGAGAUGACAAUUUCAAUGUUCCAAGCAAUUACUAUGGGCAGGCCCCAUGCUGGGUGCUUUGUAUGUGUUCUCUCAUUUAAGAUCUACCAGAAGCCUGCAAGAUGGAUAUUGUUAGCCCUGUUUUACAGGUGAGAAAACUGAGCGAUUACAUGCUUCACCCAAGGUUACACAACUAGAGCCUGUCAAUGUCAGACCCACAAUACCCAACUCACGUUGGACUCCAAAGGUCAUACUCUUUCCAAUACACAGUACUGUUUCCAGAAAAGGAAAUUCAAAAGUUUCUCAGUUAUGUGUCUCCAUGUCUAUGCCCUUAAAUAUGGUUAUGAACUCUAUUAGUUCUUUGGAGCAGGGUUUCAAGUGAUCUCAUUAUAAAAAAGUUCAUUAACUUUACAAAGUCUUCUUUUCCAACAUUAUUGCAUUUAGAUCUGGGAACUGAAUUUUAAAUGGGUUAUGAACAAGCUGGUGUGUACGCAGAUGAUGUCAAACAGGGCAGUGAAGGGAUUAGAGACUAUGUUAUACGAAGGGUUAGAAGAGGUGGUGAUGUUUGUCCUAGAUAGAAGAGUCAAUGAAUUGUCUAAAAGAAGUUGUAUAGUGUUUAGGAACUCAAAGGCUGGAGCUUCAUAAAUUCAAGUUUAAAUUCUGGCUCUGCCACUUACUAGCUGUGUGGACAUGGACAAAUAUUUCAGUCUCAAAGUUUUUAUACAUAAAAUGGGUACACUACUGUGUGGGUACAAUUAUGAAAAGUAAACGUGAUGAGGAAUAAUAAAUGUGAUAAGUCCUCAAGGAAUGGUGGUCAUGACUUAAUUACAACAGUCACAGUGGUGGACUAGGGUUGGGCAAGCAGAAGUGGGGUUUCUAUUGGCAUGGCUGCUGCAGAGGGGGCUUUUGCACACAUCCCUCCUCUACGGGGAAGGCUCAUCCUUUCCCAUCUUCAUCCUCCUAAUUUAUGGGUCUCCUAUGGAUCUCACCCAUGACUUCCCUUACUCAGGGAAACCUCUUCAGAUUUCAGGCUUCCAUAUUAAAUGCCCUCUGGGUAACUAUACCUACAUCCAGAGCUCUAUCACAAUGGGAAUUAAAUAAUGAUGUUUGUAAUUUUCUUAAAUUAACUUUAUUGAAGUAUAAUUUACACACAAUAGAAUUCACCCAUUUUAAGUUUACAGUUAAAUGAGUUUUGACAAAUGUAUACAGGUAGUCCCUGACUUACGAUGGGGUUCCAAUCCAAUGACUUCCUCGUAAAUAGGUUCUGACGCAAGUUGAAUACGUAAUUUAUUUUUUAGUUUUCAUUAUUAUUGCCUUUUAUUAUUAUUAUCUUUGUAAAUACAAUCUUUGAACAUCUGCGAGUGAACAUCUGAGAAUCAACAAGUUACAUGCUUCAACAUUGUGUGUAGCACAUGUUACUAACAAUAAGAUGUACAAAAAAAAAAAAAAAAAAGAUGGUCUUACAUGCAGUUUGUUGUAAGUUGAAUAUAUCAUAAGUCAGGGACUACUUGUACAUACAGAUCAUUAAAAAGAGACAGGAAAAAAAGAAAAGACCAAAGAUGUCAGAAGAGACUCUGAAACUUGCCCUUGAAUGUGGAGUAGCUAACGCAAAAGGAAGAAAUGAUGAAGUAAAAGAGCUGAACAGAAGAUUUCAAAGGGCAGUUCAAGAAGAAAAGUAAAGCAUUGUAAUGAAAUGUACGAAGACAUGGAAUUAGAAAACCAAAAGGGAAGAACACGCUGGGCAUUUCUCAAACUGAAAGAACUGAUGAAAAAAUUCAAGUCUUGAGUUACAAUAUUGAAGGAUUCUAUCAGGAAGAUAUUGAAUGAUGGAGAAGUAUCAAAAGAAGAUGGAAGAAAUAAACCAGUCACUGCACCAAAAAGAAUUGGUUGAUGUACAACCAUUUCAGGAGGUACCAUAUGAUUAAGAACCAAUGGCGCUGAAGGAAGAAAUAUAAGGUGCAUUGAAGGCAUUGGAGAAAAACAAGGCUCCAGGAACCGAUGGAAUACCAAUCGAGAUGUUUCAACAAAUCGAUGUAGCACUGAAUGUGCUCCCUCGUCUAUGCCAGCAAGACAGCUAACUGGAAGAGAUUCAUAUUUGUGCCCAUUCCAAAGAAAGGUGAUCUAACAGAAUGCAGAAAUUAUCAAACAAUAUCAUUAAUAUCUCACACAAGUAAAUUUUGCUGAAGGUCAUUCAAAAGCGGUUGCAGCAGUACAUUUACAGGGAACUGCCAGAAAUUCAAGCUGGAUUCAGAAGAGUAAGUGGAACAAGGGCUAUCAUUGCUGAUGUCAGAUGAAUCUUGGCUGAAAGCAGAGAAUACCAGAAAGAUGUUUAUCUGUGUUUUAUUGACUAUGCAAAGGCGUUUGACUGUGCGGAUCAUAACAAAUUAUGGAUAACAUUGCAAGGAAUGAGAAUUAUAGAACACUAAAUCAUGCUUGUGUGGAGCCUGUACAUAGACCAAGAGACAGUCGUUCGAAUAGAACAAGGAGAUACUGUGUGGUUUAAAGUUAGGAAAGAUAUGCGUCAGGGUUGUAUCCUUUCACCAUACUUAUUCAAUCUGUAUGCUGAGCAAAUAAUCCAAGAAGCUGAACUAUAUGAAGAAGGUGGCAUCAGGAUUGGAGGAAGGUUCAUCAACAACCUGCAAUAUGCAGAUGACACAACCCUAUUUGUUGAAAGCGAAGAGGACUUGAAGGACUUGCUGAUGAAGAUCAAAGACUACAGCCUUCAGUAUGUAUUACACCUCAACAUAAAGAAAAUAAAAAUCCUCACAACUGGACCAAUGACCAACAUCAUGAUAAAUAAAGAAAAGAUUGAAAUUGUCAAGGAUUUCAUUUUACUUGGAUCCACAGUCAAUAGCCACGGAAGCAGCAGUCAAGAAAUCAAAAGACACAUUGCAUUGGGCAAGUCUGCUGCAAAAGACCUCUUCAGAGUGUUAAAAAGCAAGAUGUCACUUUGAGGACUAAGGUGCACCUGACCCAAGCCAUGGUGUUUUCAGUCACCUGAUAUGCAUGUGAAACGUGGACAAUGAAUAAGAGAGACCAAAGAAGAAUUGCCGCCUUUAAAUUAUAGUGCUGGCAAAGAAUAUCGAAUAUACCAUGGACUGCCAGAAUAAGGAGCAAAUCUGCCUUGGGAGAAGUACAGCCAGAAUGCUCCUUAGAAGCAAGGAUGGCAAGACUUUGUCUCACAUACUUUGGACGUUUAAUCAGGAGGGAGCAGUUCCUGGAGAAGGCCAUCAUGCUUGGCAAAGUAGAAGGUCGGGGAAAGAAAGGAAGACUUCCAAUGAAAUGAAUUGACACAGUGGCUGAAACGAUGGGCUCAAGCAAAGCAACAAUUGCAAGGAUGGCAUGGUAACUGGCGUUGUUUUGUUCUUUUGUACAUAGGAUCGCUCUGAGUCAGAAGCGACUGGAUGGCAGCUAACAACAACUAUAGCUAAUAUGAUACUAUCUUAAUUACUACAGCUUUUCAGUAAGUCUUGAAAUCAGAGGUUUGAGCCCUCCAACUCUUUAUUCUUCCUUCUCAAGAUUGUUUUGGCUAUUCUGUGUCACUGGAUUUUCAUGUGCAAUUUAGGAUCAGCUUGUCAAUUUCUGCAAAAAGUCAGCUGGGAUUUUGAUAGGGCUUGCAUUAAAUCUGUAGAGCAAUAUGGAGAAUAUUGCCGUCUUAACAGUACUAAGUCUUCCAAUCUAUGACUUGGGCCAUCUUUCCAUUUAUUUAAGUCUUUAAUUUCCAUCAACAAUGCUUUGUAGUUUUCAGUGUACAAGUAUUACACUUCUGUUAUUAUGUUUAUUUUUAAAUAUUUUUUCUUUUUGAUGCUAUUGUAAAUGGAAUUGUUUUCUUAAUUUCAUUACAUGGGUUGAUUUUUGAAAGUUGAUUAAACCUUGCAUUUCUUGGAUAAAUCCCACUUGACCAUAAUAUGUUAUAUUUUUUAUAUAUUGCUGCAUUUGAUUUGCUAAGAUUUUGUUAAGGAUUUUUGUAUCUAUGUUUAUGCGGGGUAUUGGUUUCUAGUCUUUUCAUGUGGUAUAUUUAGUAUCAGGAUAAUGCUGCCCUCAUAUGAUGAUUUGGGAAGAGUUCCUUCCUCUUUGAAUUUCUGUAAGAGACUGUAUAGAAUUGAUAUUUCUUCUUCAAAUGUUUGGUAGAACUUAACGGUGAAGUCAUUUGGGCCUGAAGUUUUCUUUUUGUGAAGAUUUUAAACUAUGAAUUCCAUUUAUUUAAUAGAUAUUGAGCUACUCCAGUGAUUUGUUUCUUCUGGAGUAAGCCUUAAUAGUUUGCGUCUUUCCAAAUAAAUUAUUUAUGUCAUCUGCAUUGCUGAAUUUGUCUAGCAUAAAGUUGUUAAUAAUAUUUUCUUAUUAUCCUUUUAAUACCUUAGGAUCUAUAGUGGUAGUCCCUCUCUCAUUCCUUAUAUAAGUAAUUUUUAUCCUUUCUCAUUUUUUCCUAUCAGUCUAGCUGGAAAUGCAUCAAUUUUAUUCAUAUUUUCCAAAAAUAUAGCUUUUGGUUUCAUUGAUUUUUUUUCUCUGCUGUUCAUCCAUUUUCUACUUUAUUGAUUUCCGUUCUUAUCUUUAUUUUCCCAUCCUUCUGUUCACUUUGGGUUUAAUUCUUUCUUUCUUUCUUUUUGUUCUAAUUUCUUAACCUGGAAACUGAUAAUUGAUUUUUAUACUUUGCAUGAUUUGAUCCCUUUAAAUCAUUGAGAUUUCUUUUAUGGCCCAAAGUACGAUCUAUCUUGGUGAAUAUUUCAUGCACACUUCAAAAAAAAAAAUAUGUACUCUACCGUUGUUGGGGGUGGCAUUAUGAAAUUUCUAUUCGGUCAAGUUGCUUGAUAAAGUUAUUCAAGUCUUCCAUGUCUUACUGAUUUUCUGUCUACUCUCCUAUCAGUUACUGAGAAAACAAGUCUCCAGCUAUAAUUGGGAUUUGCCUAUGUCUCCAUUCAGUUCUGUUAUAAUUGGAGUUUUUCCUCAUGUAUUCUAAAGCUUUGCCAUUAAGUGUAAAAAUGUUUAGGAUUGUUAUGUCUAUUUGAUGAACUGACCUCUUUGUCGCUUUGAAAUGUUCCCCUAUGUCUUAGUAAUAUUCCUGGUUCUGUUUUCUGUAUUGUCUGGUAUUAAUAUUGCUACUCCAGCUCUCUUUUUACUAUUGCUUGCAUGGUAUAACUUUUUAUUUUACUUACCCUCUACCUGUGUCUUUAUAUUUAAAGUUAUUUUCUUGUACACAACAUAUAAUAGAGUCUUGGUUUUCUUAUCCAGUCUCUCUCUGCCUUUUAAAUUGCAUUUAGUGUAAUUAUUGAUACUGUUGAACUUAAAUCUACCAUUCUGCUGUUUGUUUUUAAUGUGUUCCUUCUGUUCUUUGUACAUUUUUUCCUCUGUGUCUGCCUUCUUUUGGAUGAUUUGAGUAUUUUUUAAAAGAUAAUUUUAUACUUUCUCCACUAUUGGCUUAUUGGUUAUACCACUCUCUUGUUGUUGCUAAUGGUUGUGCUAGUAUUUACAAUAUAUGUCUUACCACAACCUUCAAGUAAUGUUAUAUUAUUUCGUGUCUAGUGAAAGAACUUGUAACAGUAAACUUAUAUUUCCCUCUUCCUAGUCUUUGUACUAAGCUGGUACUUGAGGCAGCCUUUGAGAUUAUCUAAUUCAAUUGUUAUAAUAAAUUUACUUCUACAUAUGUUAUAAACCCCAUAAUAACUUAUUAUUUUUCCUUUAAACAAUCGAUUACCUCAAGUAGAUUAUAAAACAUGAGGAAACCAUUUUUCUAGACCCUUGAUUUAUAUAAAAAGUGACCAGCCCAGGGGGUGUGAGGAUGGCCUGAAUCAUGAUGGUGGCUCUUGCAGUGAGAAUAGAGGACAGUUCCUGAGCCCGCCGCUGCCUGCAGCUCCACUCUGGGCCACAUGUUCUCCCAUCCUUCUUAGUUACUGCCCUAGUAGUGGAUAGGGCUGACUACCUCCAUUGUUGGGCUCCUUUCCUCUUUCUCUAUAGAUGCCCACAGCCAAAGACAGCUGCGAUACCACCUUGAGCUCCUUUUCAAGUUUGCAAGGACAUUGACCUUUAUUCCAGAGCAUUAAUAAUCAUGAAUGUUCACAUUUAUUGAGGUCUUUCUAUGUGCCUAACACCUUGCUAAGCCCUUUGUGUGCAAUAUCUCAUUUAAUUCUCACAGAAACCUGAUGAGGUAGAUGCUGUUAUUAUCCCCUUUAUACAGGUGAGAAAAUGGAGGCAAGAUAAUGUUAGUAAAUUACUCAAGGUCAUACAGCAAGUUCAAUAAGGGAACCAAAAUUUGGUCCCCAUGGUCUGACAUCAGAGCCAAGCACUCUUAUGCACAGGGACAUUUUGCUACCCUCUUAAUACACUCACCUCCACUGAUGUUUUACACCUGGUGAACAACCGAGGAUCCCAUCUCUCCCCAUUCCAUCCUGCACGUGAGUGUAUGUGUUUGUCUUAGUCAUCUAGUGCUACCAUAACAAAAGUACUGCAAGUGGAUGACUUUAACAAAGAGGAAUUUAUUUUCUCACAGUCUAGUAGGCCAGAAGUCCAAAUUCAGGGCACCAGCUCCAGGGGAAGGCUUUCUCUCCCUGCCGGCUCUGGAGGAGGGUCCUUCUCAUCAAUCUGUCCCUGGACUAUGAGUUUCUCUGCACAGGGACCCUGGGUCCAAAGGAUGCGCUCUGCUCCUGGUGCAGCAUUCUUGGUGGUAUGAAGUCCCCACUCUCUGCUUGCUUCCCUUUCCUUUUAUCUCUUGUAACAUAAAAGGUGAUGCAGGCCACAUCCUAGGGAAACUCCCUUUACAUUGGAUCAGGGAUGUGACCUUAGUAAGGGUGUUACAAUCCCAGCCUAAUCCUCUUUAACAUAAAAUUGUAAUCACAAAAUGGAGGAUAACCACACAAUACUGGGAAUCAUGGCCUAACCACAUUGACGUUGACGCAUAUUUUGGGAGGACACAAUCCAUGACGGUGUUGAAGCACACACACUCUAUUUAUCAGUGGGGUUUAGUGGCAAGCAUUCUGGACUGGGAGUUAGGGGAUUAGGUUCUCAUUCCAGCUCUGUUGCUUUCCAGACUUGUCUCUUUAGGCAUGUUAGUUAACGUCUUUGGGCUUAUAGUUUCUCAAUACCUAAGGUAAGGAGAAUGAAUUAGAUAAUCUCAAAGGCCACUUCAAGUACCAACAUCCUGUGAGUCUAUCAGUUAGUGGCCUUGCUGAUAGAGAGCUAAUAAUUACCUAACCUGGCAGGACAUCUAAGAUUUAUUUACUUUAAUUACGUUUUUCAAAACCAUAGAGCUUAGCCACUCACUUUAUGCUCACAUAUCUUCUCUGGCUUCCUGUUUAUCCCAGAGGUUAUCUUUUCAAACUGCCCUUUGGGUGUAUAAAAUCUCCUUUGUGUUCACUACAUAUUAUUAAAAGAAAAAUUAGGUGAACAAAAAGCAAGUUGCAAAACUGUAUGUAGCCCAUCUUAUUAACAACAAAUGUGUGUGUACGUUUAUGCUUGUAUUUACACUUAUGUUUAUAUAGUCUGAAAAAAUGUACACCAAAAUGUUAGGUAUGAUUAUUUCUGAAUGGUGAAAUGAUUGGUAAUUUUCAUUUUAUUUUUUCUCUCUAUAUUUUUGUCCUUAGUAACUUUUUUCCCAAUGGGAUUGCUUACAUUUUCAAUACGUAUCGCUUAUAAACAUUAAGCUAGAAAACCAAUAAAUAAUGUCUCCUUUGGACUCAGAAUCUCUCUGGCCCUUUAACAUGGUCUCUGAUGUCUUCUCUGGGAGUGGCUACAAAUCUCUCUGUCUUAAAUGACAAGAAAUUGGGGAAUAGGAUGCAUGCCUCCUGGGACUGAGCAAAUUAGCUUCUGGAAGUCACCCUUCUCUAGCCCCAGCUUUUAGCUAUGCCCCACCUUCCCCCACCCCGAUUCACUCACUUCCCGUAAGCAACAUUAUGAUAAACAGAGAAAAAAUUGAAAUUUUCAAGGAUUUCAUUUUACUCAGAUCCAUAAUCAACAGCCAUGGAAAUAGCAGACAAGAAAUCAAAGAACAUAUUGCCCUGGGCAAAUUUGCUGCAAAAGACCUCUUAAAAGAGUUAAAAACCAAAGAUGUUGCUUUGAGGAGUAAGGUCUGCCUGACCCAGGCCUUGAUAUUUUCAAUCACCUUGUAUGCAUGCAAAAGCUGAACAAUGAAUAAGGAAGACCGAAGAUGAAAUGAUGCCUUUGAAUAUGGUGUUGGUGAAGAAUAUGCAAUAAACCACGGACUGACAGAAGAACAAACAAGUCUGUCUUUUUUUUCCUUUUGUGUCACCACAGAUGGAUAUUUUCCCCAACUGGUUUUUCCACUUUCAGCUUCUCUCUCUACGAUCAAUCUUGAGCAAUCCCAGCAUUCAAUAAUGCCAAUUAUGCAUAAAUCAGACCAAUAAUGGAAGAAGGGUGGUAUUUAGAGUUGAAGAAUGAGGUUUGAGUCCUGAAUCUUCCCUGGGUAUACGAGGAUGAUAUGAAAAGCACUUGGGAAACUGCAAAGACUGGAUCAAUGGGAGCUGUCAUUGUCAAGAUCCUGUGCUGAGCCCCGUGGGGGAACAUAAUGGAGAGGAAUUUGUGUACUCAAGGAGCUUAGGGUUGUUUGAGAGAUUCAAGGUAUAAAUGCAAAGAGAGUCAGUGGAGACAGGAAAGGAUGCAGAGACAAUAACCAGAGACUUGGGGCUGAGUGGACCCUGCAGAGGAGGAAGAAGGACGAGUCAAGAACCAUCAUAGGGUUUGGGGCCAGGGUGACCAAGAAAAUAGUGGUGCCAUUAAUUGACUUAUCAGUUAUGUAAUCCAUUCAUUUUUCAUUCAUUCCACAAACACAAUUGAGCAUCUGCCAGUACUAUCAUUGGUGCAGAGAUGCAACAGUGAGCAUCCCCUCCCCCCAUCCUAUUUUGCUUAUAUUCUGUGGGACAACAGGCAACAAGGAAACAAGUCCAUACGUAAGAUCACUGCCGAUGGUGAUAAGUGUUAUGAGGAAAAUAAACCUGGGUAGUGUGUCAGAGAGCAACCGGGGGAGGUGACACUUGUGCUGACAUGUCAUUAGCUGAAAUAGAAGCCAGGGGCUGGUCUGAGGAGGAAGAUGAUGAAUUCUGUGUUGCAGCUGCUGAUUCGGAGAUGCCAAGACUCCCCUCCAGGUGAAAAUAUUUUAGCCGCCUCUAAAGGCAUUCAACUGUGUGGAUCAUAACAAAUUAUGGAUAAUAUUGCGAAGAGUGGGAAUUCCAGAACACUUAAUUGUGCUCAUGAGGAAACUGUGCACAGAUCAAGAGGCAGUUGUUUGAACAGAGCAAGGAGAUACUGCAUGGUUUAAAAUCAGGAAAGGUACGUGUCAGAGGUAUAUCCUUUCACCAUACUUAUUCAAUCUGUAUGCUGAGCAAAUAAACUGAGAAGCUGGACUAUGUGAAGAAAAUCAUGGCAUCAGGAUUGGUGGAAGACUCAUUAACAACCUUUGUUAUGCAGCUGACACAACCUUGUUUGCUAAAAGUGAAGAGGACUUGAAGCACUUACUGACGAAGAUCAGUGGGGGUUAUACCUCAACAUAAAGAAAACAAAAAUCCUCACAACUGGGCCAAUAAGCAACAUAUGAUAAACAGAGAAAAAAUUGAAAUUGUCAAGGAUUUCGUUUUACUUGAAUCCACAAUCAACACCCAUGGAAAUAGCAGUCAAGAAAUCAAACAACAUAUUGCCCUGGGCAAAUUUGCUGCAAAAGACCUCUUAAAAGUGUUAAAAACCAAAGACAUCACUUUGAAGACUAAGGUCUGCCUGACCCAGGCCUUGAUAUUUUCAAUCACCUUGUAUGCAUGCAAAAGCUGGACGAUGAAUAAGGAAGACCAAAGAAGAAAUGACGCCUUUGAAUUACAGCAUUGAUAAAGAAUAUGGAAUAUAUCAUGGACUGCCAGAAGAACAAUCAAGUCUGCCUUGGAAGAAGUACAGCCAGGGUGCUCCUUGGAAGUGAGGAUGGUAAGACUUCUUCUCAGGUACUUUGGACAUGUUACCCUGGAGGAGGACAUCAUGCUUGGUAAGGUAGAGGGUCAGCAAAAAAGAGGAACUCCCUGGACAAGAUGGGUUGACACAGUGGCUGCAACAGUAGGCUCAAACAUAGCAACGAUUGUGAGGAUAGCACAGAACCGGGUGGUGUUUUUUUCUGUUGUACGUAGGGUGUCUAUGAGUCAGUACCAACUAUAUGGUACCUAAGAACAACAAACUCUACAUCAUAUCAUUCUCUGGCUCAGAAAGUUGCAAUGGGUUUCCAUUGCCCUCUGGACAAAAUCCCAAGUCUUUAACUUGCCAUUCAAGGGCCUUUACAGUCUCACCCAGCCUGUCCGCCUACCUCCCCCAACCUCACAUGACCCUUCCACUCUGGCUGUGAUGGGUUAUUCUCUGUCCCCAUUUAGGCCAUGUCCAUACUUAUGUCUCUAUACUGACCUCUCUAGUCCACAACUGUCCUGCUUUUGGGGCUCAGGCCUUUUUUCUACCCUCCUGUCCUCUUCUUGUUAUUGUUAGCUGCUGUCAAGUCAGCCCCCCACUCAUGAGGACCCCAAGCACAAUGGAAUGAAAUGCUGCCCAGCCCUGUGCCAUUCCCAUCACUGGUUGCAUUUCAGACCAUUGUGAUCCACAGGGUUUUUGUCGGCUGAUUUUCAGAAGUAGAUCGCCAGGCCUAUCUUCCUAGUCCAUUUUAGUCUGGAAGUUCCACUAACACCUGUUCAGAAUCAUAGCAACACACAAGCCUCCACCGACAGAUGGUGGUGACUGCACACAGGAGGUGCUUUGGCCAGGAAUCAACUACAUGGAAGGCAAGAAUUCUACCACCCAACCACCAAUGCCCUCUGCCUGUCCUCUUCCCCCGCUGCGGUCAAGUCUAUUCUGACCAUGGCAACCUUAGGUGCUUCAGAGUAAAACUGCACUCCACAGGGAUUCCUUGGCUAUAAUCUCACAGAAGCAGAUUGCUACGCCAUUCUUCUGCAACACCACUGGGUGAUUUGAACCUCCCAACCUUUUGGUUUGUAACAGAGAGCAAACUGUUUGACCUAGCCAGGGAUCUUCCUGCCUUUUGUUGUUGUUGUUGUUAGGUGCUGUU
Molecule: messenger RNA, 16170 nt
Organism: Loxodonta africana (African savanna elephant)
Lineage: Eukaryota; Metazoa; Chordata; Mammalia; Proboscidea; Elephantidae
Gene: DUSP5
Product: dual specificity phosphatase 5
Exons: 4
Coding region: 16-1170 (384 amino acids)
Biological process (GO): protein dephosphorylation; endoderm formation; negative regulation of MAPK cascade
Cellular component (GO): cytoplasm; nucleus
Molecular function (GO): protein tyrosine/threonine phosphatase activity; MAP kinase tyrosine/serine/threonine phosphatase activity; MAP kinase tyrosine phosphatase activity
Source: RefSeq, a predicted model, not a curated record